Messenger RNA from Salvia splendens (bonfire salvia), 2190 nucleotides. RefSeq names its product putative clathrin assembly protein At1g03050. Gene Ontology annotation, cellular component: clathrin-coated vesicle; clathrin-coated pit. The coding region runs from base 207 to 1931 and encodes 574 amino acids. Gene Ontology annotation, biological process: vesicle budding from membrane; clathrin-dependent endocytosis; clathrin coat assembly. The record is from RefSeq and is a predicted model, not a curated record. The transcript is spliced from 3 exons. Gene Ontology annotation, molecular function: SNARE binding; ubiquitin binding; 1-phosphatidylinositol binding. NCBI's taxonomy places the organism in Eukaryota, Viridiplantae, Streptophyta, Magnoliopsida, Lamiales, Lamiaceae.
UUUACAACUCAAAUUACCCAAAAACAAACAGGUGAUGAAGGAGUGAGACAGGAAGAGAGAGAGAGAGAGAGAAGGAGAGACAAACAGGAGUUGAACCUGCUUUGAUUCUUGAAUCAAAAAGUCAAUCUCUGCAGAAAGAGCUCAUUCAUCACCGUUGGAUCAAACACGGAUACAUCAAGGAUUGAAAAAGAAAAAGAUCAAAACGCAUGGCCCCAAGAAAGAUGAGACAAGUUAUCGAAGCAGUCAAGGAUCAAACCAGCAUUAGCCUGGCUAUGCUCGCCAGCAGCAGCGCCCUCUCCGACCUUGAAGUGGCCAUCGUCAAAGCCACUCGCCAUGGCCAGAACCCGCCCAACCAGGGCUACAUAGCCGAGAUCAUCAGCCUCACGCGCUACUCCCGCAACAUGGUCAACGCCUGCAUCGGCAUCAUUGCCAGGCGCCUCAACAGAACCAAGGACUGGGUGGUGGCCCUGAAGGCGCUCCUGCUCGUCCAGCGCCUCCUCUCUCAGAGCGGCACCGCCUUUGAGCAGGAGAUGUUCUUCACCACCAGGCGAGGGACUCGCUUCCUCAACAUGUGUGAUUUCCAGGAUUCAUCAAGGAAGGCGUGGGACUGCUCUGCGUUUGUCCGGAUGUAUGCCUUGUACUUGGACGAGCUCCUCGAGUUCCGGAUGCAGGGCCGCACGGAGAGGGGCAGAGAUCGUGGACACUAUAAGGUGGAGGAGGAAAAGGAUGGUGGUGGCAACGAUGUCGUGGUGAGGGCUACUCCUGUGUCUGAGAUGGACAAUGAUGCCGUUUUCCGCCGCGUUGAUCAUCUCAUGCAGCUUCUUGAGAGGUUUUUAGCAUGUAGACCAACAGGUGGUGCUAAGCAUAACAGAAUUGUGGUUGUGGCACUCUAUCCCAUUUUGAAAGAAAGCUUUGAAAUCUACCAUUGCAUAACAGAAAUACUAGGGACGUUGAUAGAGCGUUUUAUGCAGCUGGAAGUACCUGACAUGAUGCAAGUCCACGACAUCUUCUCUCACAUCUCCGAGCAGUAUGACGAGCUUGAUUGCUUCUACAACUGGUGCAAGAAAGUCGGGAUCAUGCGUUUGCCUGACUAUCCUAAUGUUGAGAAAAUCUCCCACCAAAAACUUGACAUGAUGAACGACUUCAUUCAACACAAGUCAUCUAUGCUGCACAACAGGAAUGCCAUCGAGUCAAAGCCUGCGCACACGAAAGAAGUGUGGACAGAGCCUCAGAAGGCGUUAUCACCAAUUAAAGAAGAAACAGCAGGUGAAGUAAACGUUACUCCUGAACCACAACAAGGUAAAAAAACUCAAGAAGAAGGUGAUCUGCUGAACCUGUAUGACGACGCGCCAACGCCUCAGGAUUUCGGGGAUCAACUGGCUUUAGCCUUGUUUGACGGCUAUCCGUCUACAACUGCUCCUGUAAGCACAAGUCCUCCAUGGGAAGCCUUCGAGGAAUCGGAAUCAGGGGACUGGGAGACAGCCUUAGUUCAGUCUGCUAGCCACUUGUCAAACCAGAAGCCGUCUCUCCCUCAAGGCUUUGAUCCAUUGAUUCUUGAUGGUAUGUACCAAUAUGGGGCAAUGGCACACAAGGGAGCUUCCACGGGUUUCUAUGCCACUGGAAGUGCUAGUAGUGUUGCACUAGGGUCUGCCGGGAGACCAGCCAUACCGGCCUUGCCAGCACCACAGUCACCAGCUAACUGUGGUGUCAAUAGUUUCUCACCAAACGACCCUUUUGCAGCUUCUCUUGCCAUUGCGCCACCUUCCUAUGUGCAAAUGUCUGAGAUGGAGAAGAAGCAAAGGUUGUUAUUGCAAGAGCAGCUAUUGUGGCAGCAGUAUACAAGAGACGGCAUGCAUGGACAAGUAGGAUUAGCAAAUUUGCAACAGAAUUCUUAUCAAUACAUCCCAAACGUUUACGCAGCAGCUUGGUAAACUUCUACUGAGAUUGUUUGCGAGAAAAUUCCAACUACACACACAGAUGAAGUGAAGAAGAGAGAGCCAGAUAUUACAAUUCUGCAACAAGUGAUUUUUUUGUGAGUAUCUAAUACUACCAAUUAGAUAAGAAUCACCACCAGAAAAAAAUUGCUUCAAGAGACUGUUGGAAGAAUGUGAACUUGUUCUUUCCCUCGAAGGGAAACAAGAUUGUGUAUUGAUUGUUCCCAGUUUUGAAAUUUAGUCUCUUUUAUCUGCA